Annulohypoxylon maeteangense is the source of this 1678-nucleotide messenger RNA. RefSeq lists its product as uncharacterized. The record is from RefSeq and is a predicted model, not a curated record. The transcript has a single exon. The coding region runs from base 466 to 1437 and encodes 323 amino acids. NCBI's taxonomy places the organism in Eukaryota, Fungi, Ascomycota, Sordariomycetes, Xylariales, Hypoxylaceae.
AUUAGUUACUUAGAUACUUGCCUCGCGUUGAUCAACGGGACUCGCUCUAAAGAAGUCUGGACCACGAGUUGCCCGUUUCUAUCUCCCACCUGUCAAACGUUGGUGUGGGGCAACUCACAGCGACGGUAGGAUGAGACCCCUCAUUGCUCGCAUAUAUACCUGACAACCCUCGAACCGCAUGCGGCAGGACCCCGUGUGUAUCUACGUAUCCAUAUGAUAUCUACCUACCUACACACGAAUCCUUUCUGAUUUUCUGCAAUCCAAUUCAUCUGUACUACGCAUAUCGCGACCUAUAUCACAUAUAAUCCGUACCUAUACAGGGUUUCUAGCCAAUCCAGUGUCAUCUUGCCGUCAUCGCCUACAUAGUUACCUACCUACAUAUAUCUUUGUGGGGGUAGGAAUACCUCCACAAGUCUCACUGCUACCCUACAUUAAAAACUCCAAACGGCUCACAGGGGGCGACACAUGACCAUGCCUCGAAGGACGAGCCGUAAUAGUCCAAGUCUAUAUUACGACGUACCCAUCGCCAUUAUACCUCUGAUCAGUUCCAUACUUUUACUCAUAAGACUCUACCGUUGGCAACAGUCUCAGUAUUACCAACUCCUUAACCUUAUCGACUACACAAUGGAGCACACUAUCUCACGUCUAUCUAGUGGGAGCCGAGGCCGAGGCCCUACUACAUUUCCCAAGUUUAAUGAACUCCCCCCUGAACUACGUAUCAAGAUAUUUCAAUAUGCCAUGCCAGACCCGAGGACGGUAGUCGUCAAGUCGCCUCACUCAAGACAAGCACAGACACCUAGGUCACUAGAGGAAGCAAUGUCGGGACAACACAACCACGAGGGAACGUGGUAUUCAACCGCACAGAUCCCUGCCCUCUUACAUGUUAACGCCGAGGCUCGGUACGAAGCACUCAAACACUAUAAACUAUCGCUCGGCGUAGGAAAUGCGCAACCGAGAAUAUACGUCGACUUCAGCCGAGAUACAGUAUUUUUCGGAAACUCAGAGCUCAAACCCGAAUGCUCAGAGUUAUGGGCUUCCACAAGAGACCUAGAUCGGGUACAACGACUCGCCGUCGUUCCCGAGGGUGCUUGGAGAGUACUGCGGUGGAAGAAGGUCGACUUAAAUUCACUAGAGAGGAUGAUCUUCGUGCACGACACAGAAAAUUUCGAGUUAGGUCCUCUUCCGCAGCUAGUUGAAGACGAACCACAAGUCAUUGAGUCAGCGCUACUCGAAGAAGACGUACGACGUGUAGAGGAUUUACAGUUGGAGGAGGAUUUGGAAGAAAACAGUAAUGCGGAUCCAAUGAAGAAGAGGAUGCAGGCAGCUCGUGAGGAGCUAGAUACGCUGAUGACGGUCCUACCAACACAAUGGGAGAGGGAGCCUACGGUGUCGACUGGCGUGUUUAAGAAAAUUUGCGGGGAUAAAUGGCUAUGUUGAUUGGCUAUUACUACGUGGUGACAAAUUUAUAAGCUACAGCGUGUCUUAUCUUACGCUGUACAUCAUGCUGUACGCUUCAAGAUUCGACCAACCACAUCAGGAACUCUCACAUCUCUUAACUGAGGAAGGAUCUAACUCCCAAAUAUGAUCAACAUUAAGUAACAAUUCAUUGGCUUAUGAUGAUAUGAAUUGUGAUUUGUGAAUUAGGUGAUUUGCGAGAGUUUGACAUCCAGUAUCGUAG